AUGUAUUCCGAUUUUUCUAACGUCCUCACCAAUAUCGCCCACCCAAAGACAGCGGCCACCAUUACGCUGCGAAUAAUAAAAUCAUUCAAGUAUCGCACAGAAAAGAGCCUUGUCCUCCACAAAGUCAAUCUCGAGACGACGACUGUAGGCCAGCUCAAGGAGUUGGCGCAUGAAGCCGUCAAGACACAACCAGGAUGGAAGCCAUAUCGAAAUGUUGUUCUUGAUGUGCUCAAGCUGUAUACGCAGGCUCACAGUGCAAAGACAACAAAUCUUAUAAUAAAUCUCGACCACGAUGAAUGGCUAUUUGAUGAUGACUCCAAGAUAUUAGCCGAUGUCGGGUUCGAAAAUGAAACCGAAGUUAGUUUCUUUAACCGGGAGUUGUAUGAGCAGUUUAAGCGGAACCCUCAGACAAGUUGGGAUUGUUGA
Guyanagaster necrorhizus is the source of this 426-nucleotide messenger RNA. RefSeq names its product cytoplasmic protein. The transcript is spliced from 5 exons. The record is from RefSeq and is a predicted model, not a curated record. NCBI's taxonomy places the organism in Eukaryota, Fungi, Basidiomycota, Agaricomycetes, Agaricales, Physalacriaceae. The coding region runs from base 1 to 426 and encodes 141 amino acids.